Pieris macdunnoughi is the source of this 282-nucleotide messenger RNA. Lineage: Eukaryota; Metazoa; Arthropoda; Insecta; Lepidoptera; Pieridae. The record is from the annotation of a GenBank genome assembly.
AUGGCACAAUGUGUUAUGGGUGGGGAUGGGCAGGAACAUGGGCCAGUGUUCCUGAUGGAGCCACCACCGCGUCUUGUCUUCUCAAAUAGUACUGGUUCUAGAGUCUCCUGCGCAGCACAUGGCUUUCCCUCACCGCAGAUAUCCUGGCAGCUACCGGAUGGCACGCAGCUUGAUGAUGCGCCAGGACUAAGGUUAGGAAGAUUGUACUUAUUUUUAAAUAACUUACAUUUUAUUAAGUUACCUAGAUACGCCUAUAGAAAUGAAAGGCUGUCAAAGCACUAA